Molecule: messenger RNA, 2953 nt
Organism: Rhineura floridana
Lineage: Eukaryota; Metazoa; Chordata; Lepidosauria; Squamata; Rhineuridae
Gene: ZFPL1
Product: zinc finger protein like 1
Exons: 8
Coding region: 288-1286 (332 amino acids)
Cellular component (GO): Golgi apparatus
Source: RefSeq, a predicted model, not a curated record
GGUGCCAUCUUGGGAAAAGCAAGGACAGCUCCCGCCUCUCUGUGAUACGUUUCGCGACACCAAGCACGACGUCAUCAGAGCGCGACCUCCCCGGAAGAGACGUGGCAACCGGGCCAACAGGCGAAGCGAGUCUCCUUCCUUUCCGGCAUUAUCAUCGCCACGCCCCUCCCUUGGGAUUCGCAAGUGUCGAAAACCCCCACCCCUCGCUCCGCCGGUCCCUUGAGCAGGGUGGGGAGCCGCCGGGACAACGCUUGCUUUGGUUUUGAGCUGGCACUGUGCUUACCACCAUGGGCCUUUGUAAAUGUCCCAAGAGGAAGGUCACCAACUUGUUCUGUUUUGAGCACCGGGUGAACGUCUGUGAGAACUGUAUUGUUGCCAAUCAUGCCAAGUGUAUUGUCCAGUCAUACCUCCAGUGGCUUCAGGACAGCGAUUACAAUCCCAACUGUCGGCUGUGCAAUACCCUCCUUUCCACUAAAGAGACAGUCCGGCUGGUCUGUUAUGAUCUCUUUCAUUGGUCCUGCCUCAACGAAAUGGCAAACCAGCUGCCGAAGAAUACUGCCCCCGCUGGCUACCAGUGCCCCAGCUGCCAGGGCCCCAUCUUUCCCCCGGCCAACCUCGUCAGUCCAGUAGCAUCGGUGCUCCGAGAGAAGCUGUUGAUGGUCAACUGGGCUCGGGCUGGGCUCGGGCUGCCCCUGAUUGAUGAAAUGCAGGCGGUCCAGGAAACAGAUGCUCACGACACCACCAACUACACUGAUUGGUCCAGCUUCACCAUCCUCAGCUCUGAGGAGGCUGUGCAGCAGAGCUCUCUGUCAGCCUUCUCUUACAGCCCAAGCUCUGGCUUCCCCUCCUCCUCCUCCCAGCAGCAGCAGCAGCAGCAAAGCCUGAACAACGGUGGCGUGCAGGAGCAUCAUCCGCACACAGUCAUCAGCAUGAACGCCUUGGGCAGUGACCCUGUCGCCAUCCAUGCAGCCUCCUCGCCACGGAAAGUUUAUGACACCCGGGAAGGUGGAGGCAGCAAAGCUGUGGAUGCUCACGUGGACUUUGACGAAGACAAGUACCGCCGGCGGCCAGCACUUGGGUGGCUGGCCCAGCUGCUUAAGAAUCGCUUCAGCUCCAGAAAGCAACCACGCUCCCUGAUGCAGAGGUUCAUCAUCCUCUUCCUAAUUGGUGGGAUUGGUUUCCUCACACUUGUUGUCGUCAUGAUGAAGCUGGGCCGGGCCUCUGCUGACAAUGACCCCAACCUGGACCCCAUGUUCAACCCGCACAUCCGGGUUGGGCAGGAGUGAGAGGGGCAAGCCUCUUCCUUGCUGCAUGCCCGUCUCUGACCUGGCUCUCCUGCCGCUCCUGGACCAAGGAGAAUCCUGGGGCAGCUGGUUGGUUGCAACCAUGGAAGAAGACAAUGACCAAGGCCGCUCUGGCAAAGCUCGGACAAAGAUGCUCUGGACAAGGGGUCGCCCUCUUCCUUCUCUUUGGUAAACUUCUGCUGGAGCUGGAAACUCUUUUGCACUUUUGGUGCCCAAAGGAGCAGCCUUUUGUGCUCUCAUCCAAAUGCCAGGUGGGCAGCAGGGGAGGGCCACAGAUGGGUGGAGGCUGGCAUUUGCUUGACAGCUCACUGUGACGCUGCAGAGAAGCGCUGCUUGGUGGCCCAGAUCUUUUCCUAGCUGCCAAUCACUGAAGCCCCCCCUGCCCACUUAUUGCAGGGUCUCCAUUCACUAACAUGAAAUGACAGCAGCUGCUGAGUAAGGUGAAGGUCUCUCUCCCUCUCCCCCCCCCCCGUUGUCACCAGCCUUGCCAGCCCCUUGCAUCACUGUGGCUUUCUUCUGCAAAAGGCGUUAGGCUGGCUCUUUGCUCAGCUUUGCCAGGGCUGAAAGAUCUCCUGUUUUGUUUGUUUUCCCAGUUUUGGUGUUCAAGAUCAUAAUGGCAUGGUGGAAACCAAGCACACCUCCGUGGCUGUCUUUCCCUGGCCUGCAAAGCAGGGGGCCAGUUUGGGGUGGGGGCUGCCUCUCCCUAAUUUAACUGAGGCUUGCCUCAAUACUUGGCUGUGGGGGGCCCAAAUUCCAGGAACGGGAAAGGUCUCUCUGGAUAGCUUGAGAUCCCGGCAGGGCUGGCCCUUGUGGUUGCCCUUUCCUAGCCAAGUGCUUCACCUGAGAAACGGUUGCCUUAUGCAGGCCCAGACAGCCUGCCCAAUAUCUUUCCCAGCACAGCUGUAUUCUUAGGGAGCGAGUUUUGCUCAGCCCGUCUCUGCCACUCCAGGUUGCACUUCCCCCACGCACAUGCUCUGUAACACCCUGGCAGUGACGGCAAACGUGAGGCUUUGCUCAUCACCAGCUGCCAAUCGCCAGUUGGCCCCAAUGAAACAUUUGUGCUCUCGGUCACUUGGCCCCUUUUGUGCCAGGGUGGAAAUCCCUUUCAUAGGACUUAGAAGGCUCAGUAUUGGAAUGCAGUUCUGGACUGAAACCUCAACUAAAACCUGGCAGUGCAACUUUUUUUUCUGCUUAAGGGUAGAGUUGCUGGGAUUGUGGGGUGGGAGGUUCCAUGUUUUUUCAAGCAACCCUGAUUCAUGUAUUGGGGUACAGCCAUUGGGGUGGAGGUGGCCUUGUCUCAUCCCAAUCAGCCUCCCCCUCCGGGCUUAUAUGCUGGUCCCUCUGGAGGGCUGGUGGCAAGUGAGUUGCUCUCCAAGUGGAGGGGUGCUGGUGCCAUCAGUAGCAGUAUGGCAUGGGGUGUGGGGCAUGCACCCCCAUGAUCCCUUGCAGCAAGUGACGGUUAUUUCAGGAACGGUUAUUUGGAGGUGUCUGUAUGGCUGGUGACGAUGCCAUAGCAACAACACAGAGCAAAGUGGCCAUGUGGCUCACUCACCACCUCGAUUCUCUCUUGGUGAAAAUGCAAGAGUUUAUUACUCGGAAGCAAUAGAGUUGUUUGUUGGUGUUCCAUUAAACUCUCUUGGUUAACCCCA